GUAGCUCAGCCCCUGGCUAGAUUGAGAGAGCAGACACAAAGCAGAAUGCACACAAAUAAAGAAAACACAUUAACAUACACACACUCAUCCUGCAAGCUUGGGGUCAUAGAGCACGCCUAUAAAAGCGCCAAGCUGAUUGCAUAAUGCAAGCAACAUAAAGGGGGCAAUGGAGAUUUAGAGUAGCAAUCUCACCCUCAUGCACCCAUACACAAACACACACUGAUGAAGGGAUUGCAUAAGUAAGGAGAGGGGAUGGAUUUAGGUCACGGUGACUCUGGGAGCCACUGUGAGUGAUUAAAGCAGACACUCUCAGGCAACUGGCGCUCAGUCUGGGUCUGCAGAGCCAGCAAAGGACAGACGGACGGACGGAUGGAAGGAAGAUGGGGAGAACGUGGCCGGCCUUCCGACAUGUCAGCUCAUUCCACUUGAAUGCUGUUCUAUUCCUGAGCAGCCUGUGUGCCCGUCCCAAAAUAAAACACCAUGAAGGAGUGGGUGAGCAUUGCACUUGCAUAUGCACAAAUUCUCCUUCUGGAUCCCUGAACACACCAUGAACAGUCAAAUAUGAAAUGAAUGGAAACCCCGCAAUGGAGGGUGGAUCACUAGAAAACAUUUGCUCCAAAUUAUUGUUUUAGACUUUCAAUUUGAGAUUUUUUUUUUACUUUUAUUUCAUGUUAUAUUCUUUGUAAUAUGAUUUUGCCAUGGAUUGUAUUUAUUAUUUGAGUUUUUGUUUUUUAUGAAAUUUUUAUUUCUAUUUUAGUUUUGUCUUGGUCAUAUUUGACUAAUUCUACUCCACGCACGCACACACUCAGUUACUAUGUAUUAUUUAGUGUUCUGAAGAUUUCCAUACUAAGCAAUCUGUAUAAAAGAUGCCAUUAAACAUUUAAAAGGACGACGUAGCCUAUUGACACCAGUAAAAUAUUUAGGUGCAAUCCAUCUAAGCAACUCAGCAAUUUCUCCCAUUGUUUUCCACUAAUCAUUGUCCUACUCCAAGCAGUGAAAGUCUUUCUCUCUCUCUCUUUCUUUCCCAUUGAGAGAGCCACCGUGGAUGUUCUGAAACAAAUUGUUCCAGUCGCUAUAUUACAUAACAGCAGCAUUUUGUUGGCUACUGAUAUAACCGCAGGCUCACUAACACUUUUCCUGGGAUUGAAAUGGCUCAUGACCCGCAUGUGGUGGGUGAUGCAUAAAAAACACAUAAUACAGUCUAGCCAGGCCUAGGUGGGCUGUUGUUGGACACUUUGGUGUAUGCUGCCCUCUUGUGGAACUGAAACGCAAACACAUGUUUUUGUUGCCCUCACUGAACCCUUGUUUGUUUCAUAUGGGCACGAAACCCUGGUUAAUACAAGAAGCUCAACAAUAUCCCAAGCAGAAGUCUGUUUCAUACUUAAUGGGUCAUUUUUUUUGGAACAGGGGUCGCACCCUGAACUGGUCGCCGCGCAUCCGUGCGUCUUUACGCACGCACAGCGCGCUUUGGCACCGGUGGAGUAUUCAAAGGGUUAACGGUGUGUGAGGGGUGGGAGGGGGGACGGGACCCUCAAACAGGCAGGUACCAGCCCAAAGCCAAGCACUCACUUAAAAAUGUUCGAGUCCAACUUGUUGGGAUCAAGUCGUGCUGCACUCAUGUUUGCGCAUCUUUUUCCACGCGUAUGAUGUCCUCCUGCUCCCGCGGGUUCUUUUAAGCGUUCAAGCAACUUGUGUCUGUGUGGAAGUGCGCUCUAGUGCUGAGAUGUGGUGGAUGCUGUUUCCACGUGGGAUCUGUUUUGUGGCCAGUGUGUGGAUGGGGGUUCUGCCUCAUACCUCCUCACACGCGGGGAUGUGUCCUAACGAGAUGAACCCCAACCUAUGGGUGGACGCCAUGAGUACUUGUACAAGAGAGUGUGAAUCAGAUCAGGAGUGUGAAUCCUUUGAGAAGUGUUGCCAGAAUGUGUGUGGGAAUCAUAGUUGCGUGGCGGCCCGAUACGUGGUCGGGGAGAUAGGACCUGCGGCCGUGCCCAUGACGGCGACCUGUGCCGGCUUCACGUGCACCCAGCAAGGGGCGGAGUGCGACAUCUGGGACGGCCAGCCGCUGUGUAAAUGUCGGGAUCGCUGCGAGAGGGAGCCCCACUUCACGUGUGCCUCAGACGGUAUGACCUACUACAAUAAGUGCUACAUGGACGCCGAGGCGUGCUCCAAGGGUAUCAGCCUUUCUGUGGUCACCUGUCGUUUCCACCUGGCCUGGCUGAGCACGAGCCCCGCGGCGCCCCCGGUGACCACUCUCCGCCCGACGACCACCUCCUGGCGAGUGAUGGUCCCGCCUCCUGCCGAGCCUCAGGCGCCUAUGGUCUUGAGCGCCCCCGUUCACCAGACUGUAAACGUGGGCGACACGGCCAGCUUCUCGUGCGACGUAACCGGGGCCCCCCCGCCCGAGAUCACUUGGGAGAAAGAGCUUUCCGAGGGGGUGGACAAGGUGGUCAUGGGGCGCAAUCACGUCCAAGGGAAUAUGGUCGUCACCAACGCCGCUCAGCUGGUCAUCUACAGUGCCAAAAUGCACGACUCGGGCGUCUACACCUGCACAGCUCGGAACCCGUCUGGCUCGGUGUGGGCCCACCACGCGCUCACGGUGCUGCCCGUGGAGCCCUCAAAGAGUCCAGAAGCUAUUAACUUGACCCGCUGCCCCACUGAGGAGUGUCUCAAAGCACCCGACAAUCCCGACGUCUGCGGGAGUGAUCUUGAAAUAGUAAGCUGGUUCUACCAUUCGCUAAGCAACCACUGUAUUUCUUUUACUCACUGCCGUAGCAGCGGGCAACAGCCGAGGAAGUGGUUUGAGACCUACGACAAGUGCAUGCGAUGUUGCGGUCCCCAAGUGUCGGCCCCCUGCGACCUCCCCACUCUUCAAGGCCCUUGUAAGGCCUAUGAACCACGGUGGGCCUACAUCAGCAGCCUGCACCGAUGCCAGUCAUUCAUCUACGGAGGAUGCGGGGGCAAUGACAACAACUUUGAAUCCAAAGAAGCAUGCGAAGAGAUGUGCCCCUACCCAAAAAGCCACAAUUGCAAAACGUGCAAACCCAGAGGCAAGAUUGUGACCAGCUUCUGUCGCAGUGACUUUGUGGUCCUGGGACGCAUGACAGAGUUUGCAGAGGAGAAAGACUCUGGCCACGCUCUCGUGACUGUAGAGGAGAUCCUCAAGGAUGAGAAAAUGGGCCUCCGCUUUUUUGGUAACGAGCCUCUGGAGGUGAACUUUAUUAACAUGGACUGGAAUUGCCCGUGCCCCAACAUAACGAGCGCCGCUGCCGAGGGCCAGGUCAUCAUCAUGGGGAACGUUAGCGAAGGCAUGGCUGUGUUGCAGCCGCACAGCUACGUGGGGGCCGCCAGUCCUCGCCGCGUCCGAAAACUUCGAGAUGUCAUCUCUCAGAACACGUGCGAUAUUCUCAAAGCCAUCACCAACAGUCCGUAAACACGUCAAUAAAACUACACAUCUUUGGAGAUUUAUUAUACAACAUAUCUGUAAAAAAAAAAAAAAAAUGGCCCACUAUUUACCAAAUACAACAAUUGCUCGUAAGAAGAGGAGCAGUAAUAAUGUAAGAGUUUAUAUUUUUAUAUGCAAAGUGCUCCAUACCGUUACCCUUGUAAACAGAUUUUUACUGAGCACAUUUAAAAAUAACAAUGACAGAAUGACAGACUGACGGAUCGAGCCAGCCUGAAAUAUUGACUGAUGAUUGAUGACGGACUUUCGGGUCUACCGCUGAUAAAUGAUGGAAGUUCUCUGUCUGCUUUAUAUUUAUUAGAAUGUAAACUCAUUAUAUAUUUUUGUAACACGUUGUUCAUGAAAUGAAAUGUGGCAUUUUUUUUGUUGUUGUAAAUUUGAAGAAAAUAAAAGAUUUGGGAGUGAUUUUAA
This is a messenger RNA of Syngnathus acus (greater pipefish), 3871 nucleotides long. Its product is annotated as WAP, Kazal, immunoglobulin, Kunitz and NTR domain-containing protein 2-like. The record is from RefSeq and is a predicted model, not a curated record. Gene Ontology annotation, molecular function: protein binding; serine-type endopeptidase inhibitor activity. The coding region runs from base 1724 to 3430 and encodes 568 amino acids. NCBI's taxonomy places the organism in Eukaryota, Metazoa, Chordata, Actinopteri, Syngnathiformes, Syngnathidae. The transcript is spliced from 2 exons. Gene Ontology annotation, cellular component: extracellular region.